UAGAUGAAUUCAUAAUUCUUUGAUUUUAACAGAUUAGGAAGAAGCUUCUUCUGAAGCAAGCUGCAAUGGACAAGUCAGAAAAGGCCAAGAAGCUGAGAGAACAGAGGAAAUAUGGCAAAAAGGUUCAAACACAGGUGAUUCAGAGCAGGCAGAAGCAGAAGAAAGCAAUGCUGUCAGCUGUAAAGAAGUAUCAGAAAGGAAUGACAGAUAAAUUGGACUUCUUGGAAGGAGAUCAAGAUCAGAAACCCAAAGGAUCAGCAGCAAAAAAGCAAGUAAACAAAAAAGGGUAAGCGAUGACACUAUAU
This is a messenger RNA of Sinocyclocheilus grahami, 305 nucleotides long. Its product is annotated as probable rRNA-processing protein EBP2. Gene Ontology annotation, cellular component: nucleolus; preribosome, large subunit precursor; nuclear periphery. NCBI's taxonomy places the organism in Eukaryota, Metazoa, Chordata, Actinopteri, Cypriniformes, Cyprinidae. Gene Ontology annotation, biological process: ribosomal large subunit biogenesis; rRNA processing. The record is from RefSeq and is a predicted model, not a curated record. The coding region runs from base 66 to 290 and encodes 74 amino acids. The transcript is spliced from 3 exons.